Tinamus guttatus (white-throated tinamou) is the source of this 989-nucleotide messenger RNA. The record is from RefSeq and is a predicted model, not a curated record. NCBI's taxonomy places the organism in Eukaryota, Metazoa, Chordata, Aves, Tinamiformes, Tinamidae.
GAUCCCUCAGUAACACAAGUGACAAGAAAUGUUCCUCCAGGAUUAGAUGAGUACAAUCCUUUUUCUGAUUCAAGAACACCUCCUCCAGGGAAUGUGAAAAUGCCUACUGUACCCAGUACUCAGCCGGCAAUAAUGAAACCAACAGAAGAACCACCUGCUUACACACAAAUUGCAAAGGAGCAUGCCUUGGCCCAGGCAGAACUGCUAAAGCGCCAAGAAGAACUAGAAAGAAAAGCAGCUGAGCUAGAUCGCAGAGAAAGGGAAAUGCAGAGUCUGAAUCAGCAGGGGGGUAGAAAAAAUAACUGGCCACCUCUUCCUGAGAAUUUUCCAGUGGGUCCGUGUUUCUAUCAGGAUUUUUCUGUAGACAUUCCUGUAGAAUUCCAGAAGACAGUGAAGAUUAUGUACUAUUUGUGGAUGUUCCAUACAGUGACACUGUUUCUUAAUAUCUUUGGAUGUUUGGCCUGGUUUUAUGUUGAUCCGACACGAGGGGUUGAUUUUGGAUUGAGUAUCCUCUGGUUCUUGCUUUUUACUCCUUGUUCUUUUGUCUGCUGGUACAGACCACUUUAUGGAGCUUUCAGGAGUGACAGCUCGUUCAGAUUCUUUGUGUUCUUCUUUGUGUAUAUCUGCCAGUUUGCUGUCCAUGUACUUCAAGCUGCAGGAUUCCAACGGUGGGGAAACUGUGGUUGGAUUUCAUCUCUUACUGGUCUUAAUAAGAGUAUCCCUGUUGGCAUUAUGAUGAUAAUUAUAGCUGCACUUUUCACAGCUUCUGCUGUUAUCUCAUUAGUUAUGUUUAAAAAGGUGCACGGGCUCUACCGCACGACCGGCGCUAGUUUCGAGAAGGCGCAGCAGGAGUUCGCAACGGGAGUGAUGUCCAACAAGACCGUGCAAACGGCUGCAGCAAAUGCCGCCUCCACAGCAGCAACCAGUGCGGCGCAGAACGCAUUCAAUGGUAACCAAAUGUAGAGAAAUAUAGACAGUCCUGAUGGGUC